Molecule: messenger RNA, 1662 nt
Organism: Aspergillus versicolor CBS 583.65
Lineage: Eukaryota; Fungi; Ascomycota; Eurotiomycetes; Eurotiales; Aspergillaceae
Product: serine/threonine-protein kinase
Exons: 6
Coding region: 1-1662 (553 amino acids)
Biological process (GO): peptidyl-serine phosphorylation; intracellular signal transduction
Molecular function (GO): ATP binding; protein serine/threonine kinase activity
Source: RefSeq, a predicted model, not a curated record
AUGGGAAAUUCCCAAGGGAGACAGGUUGCCUCCGACAAUGAGGUGAACUUGAACCAGUUCCGGCUGCUUCGAGUUGUCGGCAAAGGUGCCUUUGGCAAGGUCCGCAUCGUCGAGAAGAAGGACACGGGCUUGACCUUUGCAUUGAAGUAUAUUCGCAAAGAGGAAGUGGUCCGCUCAGAGAGUGUACGAAAUAUCAUUCGGGAACGUCGAAUGCUCGAGCACCUCAACCACCCCUUCCUUUGUAACUUGCGGUACAGCUUUCAGGAUAUUGAGUACAUCUAUAUUGUGGUGGAUUUGAUGAAUGGCGGCGAUUUGCGCUUCCACAUCUCACGAAAAUGUUUCACUGAGGAUGCUGUAAAGUUUUGGCUCGCUGAACUUGGAUGUGCUUUGAGGUACAUUCACUCGCAAGGCAUUAUUCAUCGCGAUGUCAAGCCAGACAAUGUGUUGUUAGACUCAGAAGGACACGUCCAUCUGGCAGAUUUUAACGUGGCAUCAGACUUCCGACCUGGGAAGCCCCUGACGAGUAAAUCUGGCACGCUAGCUUAUCUUGCCCCCGAGGUGUAUGAGGGAGGAGGUUACUAUUUCGAAGUCGAUUGGUGGUCAUUGGGUGUUACGUUCUACGAAUGCAUUUACAACAAGAGACCUUUUGAAGGCCGCUCUCAGGAUACUCUUAGCGAAAACAUCAAAAAGGCGCAACCGAAAUACUAUGUCACGAACCCCGCGGUCUCCAUCCCUUGCCUGCGAGCCAUGUCCGCGUUGAUGGAAAAAGAUCGGAGUAGGCGAAUUGGCGCGGUCAGCUUUGAGAGCUUCAUGUCGCACCAGUUCUUUGCCGAUAUCGAUUUUGCUGCCUUGGAGCGAAAGGAAGUGCCCCCAGUGUUCCGCCCAUCGAGCGAUAAGACGAAUUUCGACGCAACAUAUGAUUUGGAAGAGUUGCUCCUGGAGGAAGCCCCACUUGAAGCCAGGGCCCGAAGGCAGAAACCAAGAGCCGAGCUGAGGGAAGAUGCAACAGCGAAGGAAAUUCGCGAAGACGAACUCCAUCGACUCAUCGAAACUAUGUUUGAGCCGUUUGAUUAUACGGUAAUGAGCUAUCGUGGGAAUGCAGCCGAAGCAAUUGCGGCUGCUACGCGCCCUGAAGACUGUGUCCAAACGACGACGACAGUCUCGUCGACGCACUCACGGCAUUACUCCCAACCUGAUUCGGCGCGAGGCUCGCCAGCCCGUACGGAAGGGUCACCCGCUCGCUUGCCCCUGCCAGACAACCAGUCUUCUAUCGGUGAGGCUAUAGAGCCCACGACCAGCCAUCCUAUCAGCCCGUCAAUGCCGACGUCCGCGCCGCCCCCGCCACCUGGGGUGCCCCCUCCUGCUCCCAACUUCCAUCGGCCCUUUGUCCCCCCGCCGUCCGGAAGGGCUCGACCAACUGGGCGCAAGACCAGCAAGGGCGGCGGCGUGCAAAUGGUUCUCGAGGAAGCGGGUAGCUGGAGUGAGCUUGCCGAUCAAAGUACUACUCUCCCUGCAGAAGGCUACGACCCUGCCACCAAAGGAAAGUCUAACAACGGCGGAAUGCUUGGUUUCUUGAGCCGCAAGAAGGGACGUGACAGAAGCCCCAAGCCGCAAGAACCUGGUGUUCUCGGUAAGGAGGGAGCCCGACAAAUUAUCAGCUGA